CGUGCCGUUCCGGGGCAGCACCGGGGCACGAUGGCGGCCACCAAGCGGGUGCUGUACGUGGGCGGGCUGGCCGAGGAGGUGGACGAGAAGGUGCUGCACGCCGCCUUCAUCCCCUUCGGAGACAUCACCGACAUCCAGAUCCCGCUGGACUACGAGACGGAAAAGCACCGGGGAUUCGCCUUCGUGGAGUUUGAGCUGGCGGAGGAUGCAGCGGCAGCAAUUGACAACAUGAAUGAGUCUGAGCUCUUUGGCAGGACCAUCCGUGUGAACUUGGCCAAACCCAUGAGAAUUAAAGAAGGCUCAUCCAGGCCUGGUGAGUUGGUGCCUGGGAGGGAAAGAACAUCUCUGUGGAUGUUCAGAGCUCUGUGCAUAAGCUCAGGUGUGGCCCUUCGGAUCAGUUCCUGUGCUCUGACUUUUCCUUUUGCUGUCACAGUCUGGUCAGAUGACGAGUGGCUGAAGAAGUUUUCAGGGAAGACUUUGGAGGAGAACAAAGAGGAAGGAGGAACAGAGGCCCCCAAACCAGAGGCACAAGAGGACGAGCCUCCCGCCAAGAAAUCCCGGGUCAACCCUCAGGUUUACAUGGACAUCAAGAUUGGGAACAAACCCGCGGGGCGGCUGCGGAUCCUCCUGCGCUCGGAUGUGGUGCCCAUGACCGCAGAGAAUUUCCGCUGCCUCUGCACCCACGAGAAAGGAUUUGGCUUCAAAGGGAGCAGCUUCCACCGCGUCAUCCCCCAGUUCAUGUGCCAGGCCGGCGAUUUCACCAACCACAACGGCACCGGCGGCAAAUCCAUCUACGGCAAGAAGUUUGAUGAUGAAAACUUCAUUCUCAAACACACGGGGCCAGGGAUGGUGUCAAUGGCAAACUCUGGCCCAAACACCAAUGGCUCCCAGUUCUUCAUCACCUGUGAUAAAACAGACUGGCUGGACGGAAAACACGUGGUGUUUGGGGAGGUGACGGAAGGCAUGGACGUGGUGCGGGAGAUCGAGGCUCAGGGCACCAAAGAUGGGAAGACGAAGCAGAAGGUGAUCAUCUCGGACUGCGGGGAGUGCCCGUGAGCUCAGCUGGAUGGGGGGAGCCUGGCCAGGAGGGACAACCGGAAUGGGGCACCCCAGAGAGUCCCCAGCAGCACCCAGUCCUGUGGCCUCUACUGAAAUUCCCCUGCAAAGCUCGGAGUGAAGAUGCCUGUGGGCAGUGCUGAGGGGUCCAACCUUCCCUGCGCUGCCCGAGCAGGGCAGGGCUGGUCCUGCUGCUGUGUUCCAG
Molecule: messenger RNA, 1261 nt
Organism: Empidonax traillii (willow flycatcher)
Lineage: Eukaryota; Metazoa; Chordata; Aves; Passeriformes; Tyrannidae
Gene: PPIE
Product: peptidylprolyl isomerase E
Exons: 9
Coding region: 31-1056 (341 amino acids)
Biological process (GO): protein folding; protein peptidyl-prolyl isomerization
Cellular component (GO): intracellular membrane-bounded organelle
Molecular function (GO): peptidyl-prolyl cis-trans isomerase activity; RNA binding
Source: RefSeq, a predicted model, not a curated record